GGCUCUGGCUUCCGGGGCUCUCAGCUAGAGCGGCAAAAUGGCCCUGAGCUCCUGGACUCCGGGGCUGAGGGCUGGCGAGAAGCUGGUGCAGGCAGCCGCCGUCUCCACCGGCCGCUCCCUGGAGUUGUGCACCUUCCCCUCCACCCUGGGCUCCUCGGUCGCGGUCGAGGCACUGGAACAGCUGUUUGUUGUGGAGCAAUCACUGCAAAGUGACUAUUUUAAAUGCAAUGAAGAAGCAAAGAUCUUUCUUAAGGACGUUGCCGUAGCUGUUAAGAAAUUGGAAGAAAUGAGAAAAGCCACAAUCGAUCUUUUGGAGAUUGAAAGCAUGGAACUCAACAAACUAUACUAUCUAUUGGAAACUCUUCCCUAUAGCAUUAAGAGGGAAUUGGAAGAAUGUGUCAGAGAUGCUCGCAGAUUAAAUCUUUUUGAGAUAAAUACAAUAAAAAUGAGAAUUACAAGGACAGAGAAAGAAAUAGAGCUUCUGAAGAAGAAAAUAACUGACCUGACAAAAUAUAAUGAAACUCUGGGGGAGAAACAGGAAGAGCUAGCAAGGAAGCAUGCGAGAUUUAUUCUGUCACUCAACCAAACUAUGGAGAAAAAAGCCACCACCACUGUUUACAUAAAUGAGACUUAUACUGAAAUAAACUUGAAGAGAGAAGACAUAGCGUUGCAAAAAAAAAUUAUUAAAGAGGCAGAAGAGCUAAUGGAAAAAGAAAGGGCAGAAUAUCUAAUAAGAAAACAAGAGUUGGCUGCACAAAUUAAUGAAUUUAGUAAUAUCUGUGAAAUAAAGAAACUUGAGACUUACAAAAAGAAGAAAGAAUUGGAUAAAUUACAAACUAAAGUAUCAAAAAUAAAAGAAACAGUUACUACUUCUGCAGUGGUUCUUAGUGAUCACAAUUUAGAGAUAGCACAACUACAUGAAUCGAUAAGGUAUUGGGAACAACAGGUCAGUGAGCUAAGGAAAGCCCUUGCGAUUCUGGAGACUAAACUGGGUUUUUUCACAGAUAACAGGGAAAAACUGGAUGGUAUAUCUAAUUAUGAAAAAACUGAAUUCCUGAGCAAGAUAAAAGAGCUGGCUGAAAUACUACAUGCUGCUCGUAUGAAUUACAAAGACCUACGAGAGAAAAUGAAAACUCUUACCAGACAAUAUAAGAUUGUUUUAAAUGAAGAAGAAAAAGCCUUUUUGCAGAAACGAAAAGUCCAUGACGAAAAUCAGAAACAACUGGCAUUUAUUGCUCAGAAAGAAUACUUUCUAUCACAAAGGAGAGUAGACAUUAAAAAUAUGGAAGAAGGACUCAUCACACUCCAGGAACUUCAUCGAGCAACAAAAACAGUAUAUCAGCAACAAAUCAAAAUCCUGAGUGCUAACCUGGAAAGAGAAAGACAGAGAUGUGUUAUAACUCAGUGGCAAAUAGCUUGCUUGAGAAAACAGCAUGCACGUUGGACAGCCAAGGCAAACACUGAAAUAGAAGCUAUUAUGGAAAAAAUUCAGAAUGCAGAAGCUAGACGAAUUGAAUUACUUACCGAGACCAGUUUCAGAGAAAAGGAGAUCAAUGAAUUUGUGGCACAGAUUGAUAAACUUACAAUAGAAUUAAAAGAAGAUGAGAAAGAGUUUAUUAACCAAGAAAAAAUGUUAAUGAAAGCGAUAAGCAAGUAUGAGGAAAUAUUUGUUAAGGAAAUACAAAUGACCAAAGAAAAAGAAGAGGAAUUAGUAGUUGAAUGUCUUCCACAUCUUCAGGUGGCAGAAGAAGAGUAUAGAGAGAAAAAAAGAAAGUUAGAAGAGCUCAGUAAUAUUGUUACAGCACAAAGACAGGAAGAGGAUUUACUGAACAAUCACAUUUUUCUGUUUACAAGGGACUUUUCAAGAUACGUUACCAACACGGAGGACCUAAAAGAAGAAUUAAAACAAUUACGAGAUCAAGAAAGCAAAAAAAUCAAAAAUCAUUUUGAAACUCUAAAGAACUUAGAAAGUAGAAUCUAUAUAAAUGAUGAAAAAGCAGACCUCCUAUUCCUGGAAAAUAAAAAAUUAAAAGAAUACAUUUUAUACCUGAAGAAUAACAUAGAGAAAUACAGAGAAGGACAAGAAGCCCUCAUGCACACCUCAGGUGACUUGUCUCAGCAACUGAUAGCUCAGGAGGCACAAUAUGAGAAUUUGUGGGCUGAAUUUCAGGCCACAGUUAAGAUCUUAGUGGACAAUGGUGAAGAGACCUUGCAAGACAUAAAAAAUCUAACAGACAAACUGUGUGAAAGAGAUGAAAACAUGGAGCAUAUCAGUACAUGGCUACAAGAAAGUCUUGAAGAGCUGCGUUCUCUUGGGAAGGAGGAAUCACCAAUGAACCUUCUUAAAAAGAAGAAACACAGUGGUACCAAAAGAGUUCAUUUCCCAGUGAUUAAAUGUACUGAGAAAAAUAUAUUAACAAAAAAUAACUAACAAAAUAACAAAAGGAUACAACUGCUGUGAAUUCAAAAGACAAACACAACUACAGGAAAAGUGAGUGCACUUACUUUCACAUUUUGCACCUAUUAAUAGAAGACUUAAAUGUUUAAAAUUUAAUUUGUAUAAUCGCCACCAAGUAGCAGAACCAGUAAAUAAACUUCUAAACAAUAAA
This is a messenger RNA of Saimiri boliviensis boliviensis (Bolivian squirrel monkey), 2609 nucleotides long. It is a transcript of the gene CCDC175, whose product is annotated as coiled-coil domain containing 175. NCBI's taxonomy places the organism in Eukaryota, Metazoa, Chordata, Mammalia, Primates, Cebidae. The record is from RefSeq and is a predicted model, not a curated record.